Molecule: messenger RNA, 2861 nt
Organism: Eptesicus fuscus (big brown bat)
Lineage: Eukaryota; Metazoa; Chordata; Mammalia; Chiroptera; Vespertilionidae
Gene: NCAPH
Product: non-SMC condensin I complex subunit H
Exons: 18
Coding region: 316-2427 (703 amino acids)
Biological process (GO): mitotic chromosome condensation
Cellular component (GO): condensin complex
Molecular function (GO): chromatin binding
Source: RefSeq, a predicted model, not a curated record
CGCGGACGGAAACCCGUCUCCCCGGGGUGCCUCCGCCGAGCUGGCGUCUCCGCUUUCAAAAGGCCGUUUUCCUGGGAGGCGCGUUAGAAGCGCCUUGAUCACCGCUGUCUGCUUAACACGCUUGUAUUAAAUUUUACUUCCGUUCCACAAAUAUUGAGUGCUCCUUUUGGGCCAGACGCAGAGACACAGUAAAGAACACGUAAGAUGCCAGGCUAUUGUAUUCUAGUUGGGGAGACAGACAAUAAACAAACGAAAUAAUUUACAGAGACCCGUGGACACUCCCUCAAUGCCUCACCGUCAAAACGGGUGUUCUCGAUGCCCCCACCUAAGAAGGCCCCUCUCAACACUCCUGGCACCCCAGUUCUUGAAGACUUCCCUCAGAAUGACGAUGAAAAGGAGCGUCUGCAGCGGAGGCGCUCCCGGGCCUUUGAGCUACAGUUCAGCAUAGAUUCGCCCCGUCUGCUGGCCUCCCCCUCCAGUCGGAAUAUUGACAUUUCAGCUACAAUUCCGAAGUUUACAAACACACAGAUUACAGAGCAUUAUUCCACCUGUAUCAAACUAUCCACUGAAAACAAAAUCACUACCAAGAAUGCUUUUGGCUUGCACUUGAUUGAUUUCAUGUCAGAAAUUCUUAAACAGAAAGACACCGAACUGACCAACUUUAAAGUGGCUGCGGGCACUCUGGAUGCCAGCACCAAGAUCUAUGCUGUGCGUGUGGAUGCUGUCCACGCUGAUGUGUACAGAGUCCUUGGGGGGCUGGGCAAAGAUGCACCAUCUCCAGAAGAGGCAGAGAGCCAUGCUGCAGAUGGAAGUGUGACUGAAACAGGAACUACUAAAAAGGCUCCAAAGCCCAAGAAGAAGCACUCGCACAAAACCAUCGAGCAGAAUAUAAACAACAUCAAUGUCUCCGAGGCGGAUCGGAAGUGUGAGAUUGAUCCCCUGUUUCAGAAGACUGCAGCCUCGUUUGAUGAGUGCAGCACAGCAGGCGUGUUUCUCUCCACCCUCCACUGCCACGACUACAGAAGCGAGCUGCUUUUCCCUUCGGAUGUCCAGACCCUCUCCAGUGCAGGGCCCCCUGAGAUGCCAGAUUUAGAUUGGGUAGAAAUGACAGAUUUAAAAGCACUCCUGGAGCAGUGUACGGAGGACCGCCAGAUCUGCCCUUCCUUGGCUGGCUUCCAGUUCACAAAAUGGGACAGCGAGACACAUAAUGAGUCUGUGUCAGCCCUGGUAGACAAGUUCAAGAAGAAUGAUCAGGUAUUUGACAUCAACGCUGAGAUAGAGGACAGUGAUGGCGGGGACGUCCUUGAUGGGCCUCUGGAGGAUGACUUUGAUGCCAACGACGAACCGGACCACACCGCCUCUGGGGAUCAUGCAGAGUUCAGGAGCUGGAAGGACCCCUGCCAUAGUCAAAGCUGCCAGGAAGAAAUGAUUCCCCUCGGGGAUGGAGACAUUAGGACCAUGUGCCCCCUUCUAUCCAUGAGACCUGGAGAAUAUUCCUAUUUCAGUCCCCGCACCAUGUCGAUGUGGGCUGGACCGGAGCAUUGGCGCUUCAGACCCCGACACAAACAAGAUGCUGCCUUGAAAUCAGAGAACAGAAAGAAGAGCACAAAGAAAGAAUUUGAAAUAGACUUUGAUGAUGACAUUGACUUUGAUGUGUAUUUUGGAAAAUCAAAGGCUGCUACUAUUCUGACCAAGUCUACUUUGGAGAACCAGAACUGGAGAGCCACCACUCUUCCUACAGACUUCCACUAUGAGGCUGAUCAUCUGGCUCAGCUGCACCUCAAACCGGGCACCAGGAUACUUAGGAUCGCCCGAGGCCAGAAGACGGGGACUGAGCAUUAUGAAGAAAUUGGAGACUAUGACUAUAAUAACCCUAAUGACACAUCCAACUUCUGCCCUGGAUUACAGGCUGCUGACAGUGAUUAUGAAGAUUCGGGUGACUUAUUUGUGGGACCAAAUGCGACCUCUGACCUCUCAGCGUAUCCUUGCCAUUCGCCUAAGACAACACAGGAGGAUGACCCACCUGACAUCCAAGGAUCAGACAUCACUCGUUACGGAGAGUCAAACCUGGUAGCUGAGCCUCAGAAGGUAAAUAAAAUUGAAAUUCAUUAUGCCAAGACUGCCAAAAAGAUGGACAUGAAGAAGUUGAAGCAGAGCAUGUGGAGUUUGCUGACGGACUUCCCACAAGUGGACGCGGAGACAAACCACACUGAGACUGCAAAAGAAGGGGACCCGGUGGAGGUGGCUGACAAGAAAAUGCUCAGCAGGCUCACAUGGGACUUGCAGAAGAGCCUGCCGCCCCUCAUGGCUCAGAACCUCUCCAUACCCCUGGCCUUUGCCUGUCUCCUGCAUCUAGCCAAUGAAAAGAAUCUAAAGCUGGAAGGAACCGAGGAUCUUUCAGACGUUCUCGUGAGGCAAGGGGAUUGAGUUCCCCGGGAGAAGUCAGCAGGCGGGGGCUCAUCACUUCAGUGACCAGGACAUCUCCACUGGAUGCUACAAUGUGGGGCUCGGGGCAAGGUCCCCAUUUGCCUGUCGCUCUUCCCUCCUGUCCCUCUCAGUCUGGGAAACUACUGGAAGCUCGCCCUUGAUUAGAGCUUUCUGCCCUACGACCCCUAGGCGGGAGGAGAGGGUGAGAGUAUGUUUCUGAGACCUACAUGCAUUCUCUGUAUUUGUGCGUAGACUUAGUCUCCUAAAUGGAUCUGUUGUUCUGCCCACUCUUUUGUAGAAGAGGAGGCAUAUGUGGUCCUUUGCCAGCUACCUAAUUCAUGUACAUAAAAUGUCACGUGCCCUUAUAAAUGUAUAUAUAAUGCUUAAAAAUAAAAUUCUAACAAGCUUGGUAAAAUAUUUGAGUACCCAUUAGA